Nycticebus coucang (slow loris) is the source of this 1881-nucleotide messenger RNA. It is a transcript of the gene CCDC42, whose product is annotated as coiled-coil domain containing 42. The transcript has 8 exons. Gene Ontology annotation, biological process: spermatid development. Bases 749 to 1699 code for a protein of 316 amino acids. Lineage: Eukaryota; Metazoa; Chordata; Mammalia; Primates; Lorisidae. The record is from RefSeq and is a predicted model, not a curated record.
CGCCGAGGGAGGAGGGGAGAGCAGAGGGAGCCUGCGAGCUCCAGGGCGCCGCCAGGGCCUGGCCCGGAGCGCAGGGGACCCCGGGGCGUCUGCCACCCGCCCGCUUCUCAAAUGCGCAGGUCGUGCCCCGAGGCCAAGUGACUUUCAGCCUGUGCCCUGCCGCCAUCACGAAGCGAACGUUUUAAAUAGGGGAUAUUUCUGUUGCUGUGUUUUGGCAUUUCUUCCUAAUUUUCUGUGAACCUCAGACGCUCGCGGUGGCCACGAGUCGUGUGCCAUGAGUGGCCUUGCGGGGCCCUGCCCCUGUGCCUGCCUUCCCACGCGGCCCCCAGGUCAGGCCUCCACCACAUUUCCGCGCCGCCCCGCCAGGCCAAUGCUACGAUCCUUUUCUCCUUGUCCGUCCGAGUUGGGAGGGAGGCGCCAGGAGCCUGCAAGAGACCGCUCCUCUGCCAAUCGCCCCGUCUCAGCCAAGGACACCUAGACGCUGCCCCCAGGCCCUGCCUCCUUGGCAAGCAGCCUCUGAUCGGGCCUGACCUCUUCCCAGAGUUGCUGAGAGCCCCGACUCUGAGCUGCGGAUCCCCAGCCUCUAGCCAUCUUCUGCUCAGUCUCCCAAACACCCACCCCCUGUUGGACUCUGAAAGCAAAAGGCAGGGAGAAGCAAGAGUCCACCGCCCUUGAGCCACCUGUGGCUUUGCCACUCACUAUUUCACUGUGAAGAGUCAGCUGCCUGGGCAGGUAGGUCACUGCCACCAUGAGUCUGGGCAUCAUGGAGGAGGAAGACUUGGCCGAGUACUUCCGGCUGCAGUAUGGAGAGCGGCUGCUACAACUGCUGCAGAAGCUCCCCAAUGUUGAGGAGCAGUCGGAGUGUCCAUCCAUCCGGUUACUGGAGAAGAAAAAAGAGGCCAAGAUCAUGCAUCAUGCUAUGGAGCAGAAGAAGGAGACAUUUCAGCGCAGAAUGGAAAUCCUGAACCUGCGCUGGGAGGAGCUGGGUGUCAAGGAAGCCCAACUGAAGGCCCACAUCCAGAAGUUUGAGCAGUUUAUCCAGGAGAAUGACCAGAAACGGAUUCGAGCCCUGAAGAAAGCCAACAAGGAGCGCGACCUCAAGAGGCAGCGCAUGCGGGAGCUGGCCAAGGCCAAGCAGGAGAUGACCACCCUGCGGCUGGAGCACCAGAAGCUGACUGUCAAGCUGCAGAACUACUCCAUCUUCAACAAGUACCUGGAGAAGGUGGUGGAGAACUCCGAGUUCGAGGAGAUCCACGAGGUGAUCGCGCGCUACAAGACGCUGGUGAGCAUGCACCACGAUCUCAUGCAGUCGGCGCAGGAGGGCCAGGAGAAGAUCGAGCGCGCCAAGGCGCGGCUGGCGCGCUACAUGGAGGAGAAGGACGAUGAGAUCCUGCAGCACAACAACGAGCUGGCGCGGCUACAGAUGCGCUUCGACCGAGCCCGCAGCGACGUCAUCGUCUGGGAAUCUCGCUGGGCGCACAUCCAGAACACCGCUGCCAAGAAGACCCUCCUGCUUGGCACCAUUAAAAUGGCAACGCUGAACCUUUUCCAGAUCGUGAGCAAGCAGCUGAAGGAUGCAGCCGGCGUGUCGCUGGAGGACACGCACAAGCAGCUGGACAUGAUCCAGCAGUUUAUCCAAGACCUGUCAGACAUCUGGGCCGAGGUAAAGAAAAAGGAACAACAGCAAAUUCGGGUUUAAGGAGGCAUCAUGGUUCCAGAAUGUUCCAAGAUGGAGAUCGUGAGAGAAUAAGCUCCUGGGGAGCUUAGGCAGCCCAGUCCAGCCACUGAGGGCCCCCGUGCCUUUCUACUGGUGAAUGACUACCUGGUUAUUUUCUCCUGGAGCCUCAGUCUAUCCCUGAAAUCAUUAUAUGUUAAACAAAU